Messenger RNA from Spea bombifrons (plains spadefoot toad), 2183 nucleotides. It is a transcript of the gene NDOR1, whose product is annotated as NADPH dependent diflavin oxidoreductase 1. Gene Ontology annotation, cellular component: cytosol. The record is from RefSeq and is a predicted model, not a curated record. Gene Ontology annotation, molecular function: NADPH-hemoprotein reductase activity; FMN binding; flavin adenine dinucleotide binding. The transcript has 15 exons. Bases 198 to 1988 code for a protein of 596 amino acids. Lineage: Eukaryota; Metazoa; Chordata; Amphibia; Anura; Pelobatidae.
GUUGCACCCCGGUGGGGCUGUUAUCACGAUGCGGCCCCCGUGCUGGGCCCCCUGCCCGGGAAGUAUUCCGUUUCCGUCACUCGCAGAGCCUCGGAGCCGCUUCCGCCCUCACUGUCGCAGCGCACGCGUCAUCAGCCGCAUUGUUCUACGUCAUCAUAUAGCGCAGCGCCGGCAGAGAGACUGGCAGGAGGAGCAAGAUGGCGGGGAGGAAUAUCCUGAUCCUGUAUGGGAGUCAGACGGGGACCGCCGAGGACACGGCCCACAGAAUUGGCAGAGAAGCCAAACGGCGGCAUUUUACAUGCAGAGUGCAGCCUCUGGACAGCUACAGCGUGGUGAAUCUCAUUAACGAGCCUCUGGUCGUGUUUGUCUGCGCAACAACCGGACAGGGAGACCCCCCGGACAACAUGAAGACUUUUUGGAGAUUCAUAUUUCGGAGGAAUCUGCCCCAGAAUGCUCUUUGCCGAAUGGAUUACGCCGUUCUAGGGCUCGGCGAUUCUUCCUACCCAAAGUUUAACUUCAUUGCCAAGAAGCUGCACAAGCGUCUUCUCCAGCUGGGAGCCAGCCCCGUUCUGUCUGCGGCCCUGGGGGACGACCAGCAUGAUUUGGGAGCAGACGCUGCGAUCGAUCCGUGGCUGAAGGAUCUCUGGGAUAAGGUCCUCUCGUUGUAUCCUCUGCCUUUUGGCCUCAACAUAAUCAGCGAUGAUGUCAUGUUACCGCCGGCGUUCUCUCUCCGCUUUGUGGAGGGUGAGGCGGCAGCGAGCACUCACGAGAUUUCGCCAAGGGAGCGGGAAUCAGAAGCGGCAGCGCCGACCGAACUCAACCCAUUCCUUGCACCGCUCCUUUCUAACCAACGGCUGACGGCAGACGACCAUUUCCAAGACGUGCGCCUCAUUGAGUUUGACACCACGGGCUCGGGGAUCGAGUUCUCUCCCGGGGACGUGGUGAUGAUCCAGCCGCAGAAUUCCCCCAAACACGUGGAGCAGUUCUGCAGCCUCUUGCGAUUGGACCCCGACAGGCGGUUUGUGCUGGAGCCCAGGGAGCCAGACGCGCCGCCUCCUGCUCACCUACCUCAGCCGUGUACCGUGCGGCAGCUGGUCGCCGACUACCUCGAUAUCUGCUGUGUCCCGCGCCGCUCCUUCUUCGAGCUUUUGUCCCAUUUCUCACCGGAUGAGCAGGAACGGGAGAAGCUGAAGGAGUUUAGUUCUGCGUCCGGCCAGGAGGAGCUCUAUGCUUACUGCAACCGACCGCGCAGGACCACGCUGGAGGUUCUCUUCGACUUCCCGCAAACAACAGGCAGCAUCCCCCACGAUUACCUCCUGGAGCUCGUUCCCCGCGUCCGCCCGCGAGCCUUUUCUAUCGCGUCAUCCAUGAAGGCCCAGCCCAACAGGCUCCAGAUAUUAAUGGCCGUGGUACAGUAUAAAACCAGACUACGUGAGGUCCGGCGUGGCCUGUGUUCCACGUGGCUGGCCUCCCUCUGUCCCGGGGAGCAUCGGGUUCCUCUCUGGGUGAAGAAAGGGAGUAUGAAGUUCCCGUGUGAAGCAGACGUCCCGCUGGUGAUGGUCGGUCCCGGUACCGGAGUCUCCCCGUUCAGAGCCGCCAUACAGGAGAGAGUCGCGCAUGGAGCCGCAGGUAACUGUUUGUUUUUCGGGUGCAGAGGACAAUCUAAAGACUUCUACUUCCAGGAGGAAUGGGCUGGCCUGGUGAAGGGGGGAUUCCUCGCUCUGUUUACGGCUUUUUCCCGGGAUCAGGAGGAGAAGAUUUACGUGCAGCAGAGAAUCCGGGAGAACGGACGCCUUCUGUGGGAUUUAAUCAGCGGGAAGCGGGGUUCCUUCUACAUCGCCGGAAACGCCAAGUCGAUGCCCGCGCAGGUGACCGACGCCAUGAAAUCCGUCUUCCAGACAGAAGGAGGGAUGUCGCUCCCAGAAGCCGAGGCGUAUCUCAGCCAGCUAGAGAAGUCUCGCCGCUUCCAGUCCGAGACCUGGUCGUAGAUGUUUCCGACUCCCCGGAGGUCACGGGCCUGAGCCAUGGGGUGCCACGCUGCGCAUGCUCUCCCGUGUGUCCCGGACGGCCACUGCUGCCGGACCAACUCACACGUGAACCUUCUCUGAAUCUGAUUCCCCCAAACGCCGAGGCGGCAGGUGGUAUAAAUCUGUCAUUAAAAAGAUUUUAUGUUUUGAAUGUUA